Molecule: messenger RNA, 2798 nt
Organism: Bursaphelenchus xylophilus (pine wood nematode)
Lineage: Eukaryota; Metazoa; Nematoda; Chromadorea; Rhabditida; Aphelenchoididae
Source: the annotation of a GenBank genome assembly
AUGACAGAAUCACCUCCAGAGACAGCCAAAACAUGGCGGGAGAUGUAUCGUCUCUGGCCAAAGUGGACCUUCUUCAUUAUUCUGCAGGAAUUCUUCGAAAGAUUCUCUUAUUAUGGCAUCAUGAACACAUUGAUGUUGUAUUUUUUGAAUGUUGUUAAUUUCCAAAGAAGCGAUGCAGUAAUUGCAACUCAAUUCUUCUCUAUUACAUGUUACACAUCGCCUUUUUUGGGAUCAAUUUUGGCUGAUGGAUAUAUCGGCAAAUUUAAGUGAGUUCAUAUUUUUGAAUACUCGUCAUUACUAAUCUACAUAUUCGCUGAUUAUAGAACAAUAUUCAUCCUAUCAGUAGUCUAUACCCUCGGUCAAGCAUUACUAACAUAUUCCGCGACCUUUAAUCCGGGAACGGCAUUCCAUCCAGGAGUCGAUUUGUUGGCCUUAUUUAUAAUUGGUAUUGGAACGGGAGGAAUCAAACCAUGUGUAAGCACCUUUGGAGGAGACCAAUUCGAUCCAAAACAACUGGUCAUGAUCUCCUUGUUCUUCUCCAUCUUCUACUUUUCCAUUAAUGUUGGCGCUACGAUAACUUUCCUGGUCUCUCCGAUUGUUAGAAGUAUGUUGUCAUCCUUUAUGGUCACUUUCAAACAAAAAAAAUUAUGUCGUGGUUAAUGACUCAGAAUAGAAAAAAAAAAUAAUUUUUCAGCCCUCCCAUGCCUCGGCAAAGACUCUUGUUACCCCUUAUGUUUUGGAAUUCCGACUUUACUUAUGGCCGUGGCCACAAUUUGCUUUGGCCUCGGCUCAGUCUACUACAUCAAGAAACCUCCAACAAAUAAUGUCUUCAAACAGGUCUAUGAUACUAUAAAGGUAAGUUCCAGUCGCAAAAUAUGAUACAAAGUUAUGUAUUUCAUUUUAGGAAGCCUUGAGAAAUUACAGAAAGUCGAGUAAUAAAUGUGGCCGCUUUUUGGAUUACAGUUUGGAUGAGCAUGAUUGCAAUAAAGACAAAGAUUGCCGACAAACAAAAGACAAUGGAUCUAAUGGGUAUUGUGCCAAGGUAAUUAUCAUUCGUUUUGUUAUGAUAUUAAAUAAUUUUAAAAAAAUAAUAUAAAAUUUCUAGAAGGUUCUGGUAUCAGAUAUCCGCACCGUAAUAAAAGUAUUGGUCAUCUUUAUCCCCGCAGGUAUUUAUUUUUCCCUAAAUGCGAUGAGAGGAGCCAAAUGGAUCCUCCAGGCCCUAGAGAUGGAUCCCAAUAUAACCGACCAUUUCCAAAUCCUCCCCGAUCAGUUAAGUGUCAUCUAUCCGUUACUGGUGCUCGUAUUGAUUCCAUUUUUAAAUGGAGUUGUUUAUCCGACCGUAGAUCAGUUCUUCAAAGUCACGUACGUUUAAAAAAUUCAAAAUAUAAGAUUCCUAUAUGUAUAGGCCGUUGAGAAAGAUGGUAGCCGGAACAGUCGUCGCGGGAUUUGCUUUUUGGAUAGCUGCAGUUGUCCAGUCCAGAAUAGAUGUAAGCCCAUUCGCAGAACAACAUUAUUUCAGGCCUAUUCGACACCUCUACCUUCAAUACAUCAGUCUUUUGUCACAUUUACAACCAAUAUUCGAGACUGCCGGAUUACAAUCAACUCAACUGUUGGCACUUUUGAUGUUUCUCAAUGGACGGUAACUUAUCAUAAAGAAUUUAAUUUCUUUUAGGAAAAUCUUCAACAAUCAUCUUCUGAGUCUUUUCUGCGCCUAGUUCCAGGCUCCAAUAACAUUGAAGUAUAUUACGGUGGAGAAAACUGCGCCUACAAAAAUGACUCGCAUGAAUACCAGCCUCUAGAAUUAGCUCCAAAAGGAAUGUAUAACAUCUUGAUAUCCCCGAAAAAAAUGAUAAAAAUGAAAUUGGAUCCAAGGAAGACAACUCAGGCCAAUGGAGCAUUUAGUCAAGCGUGGGUUACCGUAAUUCAAGUGACUUUUCUUUUAGAUAUGUCGUUUUGAAUGCUCAAAACAUCUCCUUGGCAUUAUGCCGGCAAAAAGAUGAUGAUAAUGCAACGAUUACUGACUGCAAUCCAACAAAACCAAAUGAUUAUUACUUUUUUAAGCCUAUGGAAUCAGAAUCUGAUAUAAAUUCUACACAAUUCGAAAAGCAAUUUGUCAAACAAGGCCGAUGGCAUCUGUUUCUGGUCAAUAACUCUGAACAUUAUCCGAUGAAACACGAAUUCUCAAGAUUCAAAGCUGGAGGCGUUUACUUAACCAUGCUGGAAAUAGAUCAGAACAGAGAAGCGGCCAAUGUAUCCACCUUGAACUACGUAAUGGAUAAUCAAAUUCAUCUCCUUUGGCAAGCUCCACAGAUCUUCUUGAGUGUUUUGGCUGAAUGUUUAUUCCAAAUAACGGGAAAUGAAUUUGCAUUUACACAAGCAGCACCCUCAAUGAAGGCGAUUAUUCAAGUAAGCCAUUUACGGGUUAUGCUUAAUUUAAAACUGAAUGGAGUCUGAAACCUCUGAAAACAAUCCUUUAGGCCUUUUGGUUAUCGACGAUUGCCUUUGGUGAUGUAGUUGUAAUCGUAAUCGAGAAGCUGGGAAUCUUUUCCCGGGACCAGCUGUCCAUUUGGGAGCUGUUAUUUUACGCCACCAUGGUGCAUUUGGAUGCCCUUGUCUUGGCAUAUCUGGCCAAUUUCCAUUACACUUAUCGGGUCGAAUACACCGAAUCGAGAAGAAAGAAAUCAAAAUUGGAGAGAAAGAUCAGCCGCAACGACGCCAUCUCCAUGGGAAUGAUCAGCUUUCCCAUGGAGAAUGAGCACAUCGAAGAAGACAACGAAAGAUUGGCUGUGAACGGCUAG